Molecule: messenger RNA, 738 nt
Organism: Macrosiphum euphorbiae (potato aphid)
Lineage: Eukaryota; Metazoa; Arthropoda; Insecta; Hemiptera; Aphididae
Source: the annotation of a GenBank genome assembly
AUGAAUAAUUCAGAAAAAGUUUAUAUGCUUUUUGUUUACGUCGUUAAAUUCACGUCAGGCUGCACGUGCUUAUAUAGCGAACACCCGUCACAUAGUUAUUUUCAUAAGUUAGAAAGGGAUUUAAGAAAUACUGGUUCUUUUUCUAAUAUAAGAGUUAUUGCCAACCAACAACCUAGACAAGUUAAUGUAUUAGGGGAAGAUAUUGAGCUUCAAGUGUUGGCAUACGUAAGAGCAAAUCCUAGAGUUAGUACGCAUCAUGUUGGCUUUGAAAUAGGUAAAUUGUUGGGACCUUAUUUCUAUGACGGAACAUUAAAUGGAAGACGGUAUUUAGAAUUUCUAAUUAAUGAGCUACCGAUCAUGCUAGACGAUAUUCCUCUUGCAACAAGAAACCAUUCGAUUUUGCAACAAGAUGGAGCCCCAGCACAUAAUGCAAUCGUCAUGAAGAACUAUUUAAAUGAACAUUUUGAAAAUCGUUGGAUAAGAACUAAUGGUAUAAUAAAAUGGCCACCUCGAUCCCCAGAUCUUACACCCCUUGAUUACUUUUUGUGGGGACAUCUAAAAACUAUCGUCUAUGGAAACCCACCUACUAAUCUUAUUGAUUUGAAACAAAAAAUAAUUGUGGCGUGUAACCAACUUACUAAAGGGCAAAUUUCAUCUGCAACAAAUAAAGAAUUUCUACGGAGGACAGAAGCAUGUUUAAAUUAUAAUGGAGAGCAAUUUGAACAAUUUAUAAGAUAA